Molecule: messenger RNA, 2631 nt
Organism: Peronospora belbahrii
Lineage: Eukaryota; Oomycota; Peronosporomycetes; Peronosporales; Peronosporaceae
Source: the annotation of a GenBank genome assembly
AUGGUCAAUAAACAGGGUCAAACACGAUUGGCGCAGUACUAUGAUUUCCUGUCUAUUCAAGAGCGUGUAGCACUUGAAGCUGAGAUUAUUCGCAAAUGUCUCGGUCGUAAUGAGACACAGUGUUCAUUUGUAGAAUAUCGUGGCUAUAAGGUCAUUUAUCGAAGAUAUGCGUCACUUUUCUUCAUUGUUGGCGUCAAGGAUGAUGACUCGGAGAACGAACUGGGUAUUUUGGAAUUUAUACACGCACUGGUAGAGACUAUGGACAAGUAUUUUGAGAGUGUGUGCGAACUUGAUAUCAUGUUUAACUUGGAGAAAGCACACUUUAUUCUAGACGAGAUGGUGAUGAAUGGAAACAUUGUAGAGACAAACAAAAUGUCCAUUUUGAAGCCUAUUCACCUGAUGGAGAAGGCGUCCGUAUCCGAGACGGAAGCAAGCGCGGCGUCAGUCGAGGGCAGCGACGCUGGCGUCUGGACCACGGUAGAGGACAGCUGGGAAGGCGUAGAGACUCUGGCGCAACAUAAGGCGGUGGCAGUAAGGAUUGAUUCCAUUACAGAUCUACCGCCAAAGUGCAUGGACGUCAUGCCGGCGCUUGAAGAAACAACAAUGCGCAAGAAAAAGCUUACAAGUGUUGUAUGGGAGACCUUUACGCCCAUUUCAAGCAGCGGAACGCGUGAUGGAAUGGUUGAUUCAGCCAAAUGCUCCAUAUGCAGUAAGAUUUUUAGUACGAGGCAUGGCACAUCGUCCAUGAUGCGACAUGCUAAACGGCAUAAUGACUUUCCUAAUGGCACGCCCACGGGUAAGAAAGGAAAGAAGAAUGUAAAUGGAGCGACAAUCAAGGGAGUAGAUGGCACAAUUGUUGCAACAACUGGUGCAGGAGGUAAGAAGGUUGCAACUGCAAAGAAAGAAGCGGUAGCGGUGGUGCACUUAGACGAACAUACAGCAGGAAUGAAGCGCCAGAGGCUGCGGAAUUUCAGUAGUUCGCUCAUUGAGUGGAUCGUAGACGAUCAGCAGGAUUUGGGUGUAGUGCAGCACGAGAAGUUUCUGAACGUGCUAGCUGCUGCGGGCAUCAGGACUGUCAUUCCACCCUUGGAUGCAUUGCAAAAGGCAAUGGAACGCAAAUAUUACGCACUGUUUACACGCGUGGCAGAGUAUGUAAACCGUUCUGCGGUUGGACGUAUCACGUUUUCAUGUGAUACGUGGUCAGGAUCAGUGUACAAAGGGUAUAUGGCCAUUUAUUUGCACUGGAUCAAUGCCGAUUGGGAGUACAAAACCAUUCAAGUUGGUCUGGAGGGCUGUCCAUCAGAGUUUAACGCGUAUUUCAUGUCGGACUUGCUAUUCAAUGUGCUUCAGAACAAUUGGGUCCUUGGCAAUAAACUACUGUGUGGCGUGACGCCAAUGGGCAAUGAGUUGGGAGUGGGUAUGGGUUUUCUUCGUGAAAAGAUUAAAAGAAUUAUAGGAUUAGAUAAUAUUUCUCCCGACUGGAACGUGACAUGUUUGGGUCAUCUUAUUCAUGUGGGUGUGCUAGCGGCGCUCAAGGAAAUUCGUCACGAGAUUGUAAAGCUCCGUUCGUUGCUGUCGCUGCUGAAGUCCACAACUGAGAGUCAAGAGCACUUUGCGCUGCGUACAGCGGAAGUGGGGAUGCAGUAUCCAGACCAGCUUCCAAAUUUGGAUUCGCCAAAGCACUGGAAAACAACAAUCACAAUGAUCUUGGAGAGCGCCAAGAUCAAGGACACCAUCAAUGCGUUGUAUGGUGAUGCCUCUAAUGGCAUGAACGUAUUCCUGCUGGAGGAGAUCGAGUGGGAUUUACUCGUAUGGGUGGCUACCUUUUUGCGAAAGUGCAUGCAGAUGGCUACAUGUCAGAGUGACCAGAAACACAUUUCGCUGAGCACCUCCAUCAAUGUCUGCAAGGCGAUCGUGGGUUUGUGCGAGAGCACGGCUGCAUCAGCUUCAGACUUCACAGCGAGUGCUUUCACCAAAAUACAAACCGUGUGCUUGAAAGUGAAAUCUAGCCUUGAGUCGUACCAUACGGAACACUCCUCACCUUAUUUCCGCCUGGCAAAAAUCUUGGAUCCGCGGUUUUCAAACGAGUCCGUCGACAAGUCUACCAAGAAAGCAUUUUUGCGAGAAAUGCUGCGCACGAAUGUCUACGAUGCUCUGUCUGAUGCAAGACUGGAUGAUGACCAAGCGCGACAUGAUGCCUCAACUGCGUACACGACGUUUGAGAAGCUGUUGGAUAUUGGCGAAGGCAUGCCUGACUACACGAUCGAUGGCGAUGAGGUCGACCGAUUCUUUGACGCGACGCUUAUUCGUGAUAAGCGGUCCGACCCAUUUUUGUGGUGGAAAUCGAACGAAACUCGAUUUCCUUCACUAGCAAAACUCGCGCGGGAUAUUUUGUCGAUUCCUGCGACUGCUGUACCCAGUGGUGCUGUGUUUACACAAGCAAACUAUGCGCGUGCGCUGAACGCAGACGUUAUGGAGACUACCAAGCUUUUCAAGUUUAAUGAACUUUCACGUGCAUGGCAGAUUGAGCGUCACAAUUUUGGACGAAAGCGACGUCGUGACUCUUUUGAUUACUUGGAUUUACCAAUGGAGCCUCCGUCAAAAAUAGCGUCAUAUGAAGAAAGUAUUUAG